CAACAGCUUUUCAUCAGUGUCAUCAUGGAGUUUGAAGGAGAGAUCCUGAUGAAGGACCACUUGAAGACCAUGGCUGACAUGAUGAUAUUCUGCACAACUCUGGCCAUCUCCAUAUCAUGCUGGGCUGUGUCUCUGGUGGCAAGCAGUUACUCUGGCACCCUGCAGCCUGUAUCGCCUUGGCGCUGCCUAUUUUCAGUACUCGUCCCCCUAACCCUCACCACCCGAGCGAUGAGCAACAAGAGCUUGGACCGCAGCGGAGCCCUGGGGGGAAUGCUGGUGGGAUUCAUCCUGUCCAUGGCCAACCUCAGCUUCUUCUCAGCCCUCCUCGCACUCUUUAUCUCUUCCUCCAGAAUUAGGAGGUGGAAGUCUCAAAUGAGUCAGCACGUGGGAGCGGAGAGUAAAGGUAAAAACAGGACCUGCAUUCCUGUGAUCCGUGUCGGGGGCAUCCCCACAGAGCUGGCCCUGCUCUACAUGGUGGAGUCGGGGCCCAGGGAGACGGCGCUGGACUUCGUGGGGCAGUACACGGCUACCUGGCUCUGCCUGGCCCUGCUGGGGGCGCUGGCCAGCACCGCCGGGCACGUCUGGGCCUCCGAGCUGGGCCCCGUCCUCAGCAAGACCCCGCCCCACCUCGUCACCUCCUGGAAGGAGGUCCCUGUUGGUACACAUGGGGGGGUCACUCCCAUGGGCCUAGCAGCCAGCUUCCUGGGCGGGAUGACGCUGGGUGCGGCAUAUUUCAUCACCCAGCUCCUAUUGGCCAGUGACCUGAGCCAGGCAGCUCCCCAGUGGCCGGUGGUUCUGUACGGGGGCGUGGCAGGACUUGCGGGGUCACUGCUGAGGUCGUACCUGGGAGCUCGAGCGCAGUACUCAGGUUAUGAAGUGAAGACGGGGGAGGUGGUGAGUCAUGAGACCAGGACCAGUAAGAGGAUAAGUGGUAAACCCAUUCUGGAGGACAACACCGCCAGUCUCUUCUCCUCCAUGUUAAUCGCUUGGCUGUUGCCUGGUAUCGCAUGGGGCUACUGGCCCGAGCAUUAA
Messenger RNA from Conger conger (European conger), 1032 nucleotides. Its product is annotated as transmembrane protein 19-like. The record is from RefSeq and is a predicted model, not a curated record. Bases 25 to 1032 code for a protein of 335 amino acids. The transcript has 7 exons. Gene Ontology annotation, cellular component: membrane. NCBI's taxonomy places the organism in Eukaryota, Metazoa, Chordata, Actinopteri, Anguilliformes, Congridae.